Messenger RNA from Chrysemys picta bellii (western painted turtle), 2157 nucleotides. Lineage: Eukaryota; Metazoa; Chordata; Testudines; Emydidae. The record is from RefSeq and is a predicted model, not a curated record.
CGCCUCCCAGGGCAAACCGACUCCUGGCUGAAGCCUGAGGACACCAGGCCCAGCCGGUGGCGAUGCCCCGGCCCCAUUCCUGCUGCCCCAGGGGGGCGCCCCUGGCCCCAGCCCCGGGCGGCUCCUUCGCCCAGAUCACUGCCCGGUUCCUGCGCGUCACCAAGAUCCACGGCCUACACCACAUGGGCUCCCGCCGGCAGUCGCGCCCGCGGUGCCUGCUCUGGGGCCUGGCCUUCCUGCUCUCGCUCGGCCUCCUGGGCACCUGGUCCAGCAACCGCGUGCGCUACCUGCUGUCCUGCCCCGUGCACAGCCGGGUGCGCAUGGCGUGGGCGGCGCGGCUGCACUUCCCGGCCGUCACCCUCUGCAACAACAACCCCGUGCGCUUCCUGCAGCUCACCAAGCCCGACCUGUACUCGGCCGGGCAGUGGCUGGGCCUGGCCGGGGAGAACCGCUCCCUGCUGCCCGGGCUGCUGGAGGGGCUGCCCGACGCCCAGCGCCACUGGCUCAGCCGCCUCGCCAACUACUCGCGCUUCCUCCCGCCGCGCCGCUCCGAGCGCACCAUGCACAGCCUCUUCCACCGCCUGGGCCACCAGAUCGAGGACAUGCUGCUGGCCUGCCGCUUCCGGGGGGAGCCCUGCGGCCCCCAGCACUUCACGCCCGUGAGUCCCUCGCCGCGGGGCGGGCGCACGCGGUACCCGGGGGCUCUGGGGGGGCAGCUGGCCGGGGUCCGAGGCAGGUUGCUGGCUCUGCAUGUGGGGACGCGGGGGAACGACGACUCUGCGGCCUCCGGCCUUUCCCUGCCUCCCGCAGAUGAGACGUCGUUCGAGGCCGGGAUCCGGGUGCAGGUCCACAGCCAGGACGAGCCGCCCUACAUCCACCAGCUGGGCUUCGGGGUCUCCCCCGGCUUCCAGACCUUCGUGUCCUGCCAGGAGCAGAGGCUCACCUACCUGCCCCAGCCCUGGGGGAACUGCCGGGCCAGCGUGCCCGGGGAGCAGAUCCUGCCGGGCUACGAGGGCUACAGCAUCGCCGCCUGCCGCCUGCAGUGCGAGAAGGAGGCUGUGGUGAGCAGCUGUCAGUGCCGCAUGGUGCCACAUGCCACGGCCGGGGCUGGCAGGGAUCCGUGGGCAUCUCUAACCUGGUUCCUUCUCCCAGGGAACGAGUCCAUCUGCUCGCCCAAUGUCUAUAUCGAAUGCGCCGACCGGACGCUCGACGCGGCGGUGGAGGACUCCCAGGAUCGCUGCAGCUGCCCCACGCCCUGCAACCUGACGCGCUACAACAAGGAGAUCUCCAUGGUGCGCAUCCCCAGCAAGGGCUCGGCCCGGUACCUCGCCCACAAGUACCACCGCAACGAGACCUACAUCCGAGAGAACUUCCUGGUGCUGGACAUUUUCUUCGAGGCGCUGAACUACGAGGCCAUCGAGCAGAAGAAGGCCUACGAGCUGGCGGGGCUGCUGGGGGACAUCGGGGGGCAGAUGGGGCUGUUCAUCGGCGCCAGUAUCCUGACCAUCCUGGAGAUCCUGGACUAUAUCUAUGAGGUGAUCCGGGACAAGGUGAGCCGGGUUCUGGGCCGCUCCAAGCCGCCCCUGAGGAAGCCAUCGGGCAGCAUCGCCACGCUGGGGCUGGAGGAGCUCAAGGAUCAGAGCCCCUGCGGGACGCUGGGCCGACACGCCGAGGGCGCCUACAGCACCAGCAUCCUUCCCAACCACCGCCACCGCUACGCCCACCAGGGCAUCUUCGAGGACUUCGCCUGCUAGGCCGGGCUCAGCACUACGGACGCGACGGGCCCCACGACCCCACAGUCUGCACGGAGAGCGGGGCCAGCGCCUGGCACGACGGGCACCGGGCCCCUCCCCUCCCCAGCCGCCCCCCCCAGCCCGUCAGCCACGCCUGGUGCCUCCCGGAGAGGCAGUAGAUGCUUUGGACCCCACACCCCUGCCUGCUCGCCUCCCCCGCCCGGACCCAGGACUGGCCCAGCGCGGCAGCCCCACGCCCAGCCAGCGCCAGGGUCGGCCCAGCACGAAGCACAGGGCGCAGAGCCGAGCCGCGCGGCCCUGCCCCGGGGAGCAGCCAGACUGGACAGACGCGGCACCGGCCAGAAAACAGCCCGGCCCGAGAUCGGGCCCAGCGCGGGGACUGGGGGGAUGUGGGGGGGGGGGG